AUGUAUUUUGGUGUUCUAAUAUCUAAAUUACGGGCAACUUUGUCAAAAUUAUCUAGAAGAAUUAUACUUAUCUAUACAGAUUUAGCUCAAGGCACUGAAAUGACACAAGUCUAUACAAUAUCAUAUAAAGAUACAGUGAAAGAUGUGAUUAAACAAAUUUUAGCUAGAAAUCAUUUGAAUUUAAAAGAUCCAAAUUUAUUCUAUCUAACUUAUAGACGUCAAAUGAACAAUGAAAAUCAUACUACUAAUACUACUACUACUAAUAGCAAUGGUAUUAGUAAUAAACAUUUGAAACCUAAACAACAUGCUUUUCUUACUAAUUUAUAUGAAACAAUGGAAUCGAGUGCGCAAGCUUCAAAUAUUUGGUCAUUAAAUCAAAUUACAAAAGAAAUUGAUAUCACCUUGUACAGUGAUGCAAUUCUAUCUAGAACAUUAGAUUUAACCAAAGAUAACAGAUUAACGCUACAUAUGCAAACAGGUGGUGUUUUAAAAAUCUAUGAUAGUUGCUUUUCGAAUCCAGCUUCAAUUAGACAAUUUCAUAUAGCAAAAACAACAUGCAGUGAAGAAUUAAUCGAUCUGAUAUUGACUGUCACUUGUUCCAAUGAUCCAGUAACUGAUUAUUGUCUUGUAGAAGAGGGUAUUAAUGAAGAAGGUAGAAUACUACGUCCUAAAGAUUAUCCUUUAUUAAUUGUUCAAAGUAAUCAAUCAUCUGGUUUAUUAGUUUUACGUAAGAAAGAAGAUGCUUUAGUUAGGUGUAAAGGUCGUUCAACUUGGAUGAACUCAACCAAACCAUACUUUCGACGUUCAAUACGUGAUAAACAAUCACGUACACCAUCACCAGUGAAACAAACACUUACACAACGUUUGAAUUUAUUUCCGUGUAUUUUUAAAGGAUUAACCAAAAGUCGUCUACUUGAACAAAUUAAUCAUUCAUCUGAAUCAAUGCCAUUAUUUGAUAAAACUGAUUUCAUUGAAUCCGAAUCACAAACAACUCCACCAUCCUAUGGCAAUGGUUAUUAUACAAAUGAAAAACCAAAUCGACCAGUUACGACCAAGUCAUUACCACAAAGAUACGGCAAUCAUUUAGAUAGUAAAGAUAAAUUUGAAAUUUUCAAUCCAUUCAAUAAUAAUAAUAAAGAAAGUUCUGAUCAUUUACGUUCUAUGAAUCGUUGUACCAUCAAUAAUGAUCAUAAAAAUUCAGAAUGGUCAUUAGCUCCAUCGGAACUACAUCAUCCUAUGAAAGCCACUUCAAUCAGUCCACCUUUACCACCGAAAUUAAUGAAUACUAAAGCAAGAUAUAAUAACAUUAAUAAUACUACUAAUGCUGAAAUACAACAUCGUUAUUAUAAUUCUUAUCAACCUUGUGUUUAUGAGAAACAAUCGAUUGAAUUGUCAAAAUCAAAUCAUUCAAAUUCAUUGGCUAGUACUGAAGUGAAUAAACUAUGUCGACCAGAAAAGAGUGCAUCACCAAUUUUGGCUUUUGAUGCAAAUCGUCGUACGUGUGAAAGUCGACAAUCAAGUGCAGUGAGAUUUCAAGAAAAUACCAAUUCAUCUGGUAUUUGGACUAAAGAAAAUGAAUGUUCUUUAAAAGAUGCCACAAGUACAGUACAAUCGAAUGAGUAUAAUAAAGCGAAAUUAUAUGUUGAUCGUGCUCAAUCUAGUGAUUCUAUACAAACAUUCACAGCAGCUGAUUGGGAUGAUAAAACGAUAAGUCGUGAGAAAGUUACAGAUUCAGUAAAUAUUGGUGCAACAUACGAUAAUGGUUGUAAUGAUACAAUUAUUGAAUAUGAUGUGCCAGCUGAUUCAUGUAUCGAUUGGAAGUAUUCUAAUCCUCAACCAAUAGUGUAUAAUUCAUAUACAGAAGAGAAGUGUUCAGAGAAACAAAAUGGAAAUUAUUGUGCUAAUCCAAUAUCUUCACGCUUUUUAAAUGCUACACAGAUUAGUGAAAAUAAGUCACAUAUUCAGCAAAAGAAAUAUCAAAGAGGAGAUAGAUCAGAAGAAAACAAACAUGAACCCGGUGUUCAAACACACACUGAUUUCGGUACAACAAUGAAUGGUGAUUAUGAUGAAUCAUUCAAUGAUAAUCCUCCUAAAAAAUCUGAUUUCGAUCGAAUCCAGCAACAAAAUUCUUAUACUCAAGUGAACUCAUCGAAUAAUGUAAAAUUAAAUCAACCAAAUAACAAUAGUUCAUCAGAGUCAAGAAGAAUGAAAGUUAUGGAUAGUUUCGAAACAAUUAAUACAACUCAAAGUUGUGAAGAUAUUAGUCUUUAUAAUAAACAUCAAAUGAUAUGUCAUAGUCAAAAUGAUUUACACACAGAAAAUUAUAGUUCCACAUCACAUCUUAGUGUUCCAACACCAUUUCAUGAUUCCGAUAUGAAUGUAUCAAUGAUAUCUAAAGAAAAUAUGCUUACAUUAUCAACUGAAUUACCAGUAAAUUCUGUUGGAUUAAAACAAUAUGAAACUCAUGUUGAAUUAUCGCCGAAUCUAUCAUCUAUACAUAAUCAUAGUAAUAAUAAUACUAAGAAGGAUAGUGAUAACAAUCACCAUCAUCAUCAUCAUCAUCACAAUCGUAAUAAUAACUUCUCAACAGUUUUUCAACAACAUCCAACUUCACAAAUACACAAAUUAUUUACUUAUAAUUUUGAAGCUAUGCCUAAUCAUAUGAAUAAUAGUCAAUCUUCCAUUGAAAUGAUUAAUGUGGAAAAUGGUAAAACAAUAAUUUUAAACAAUGCAACACAUUUAAAGCAUAAAAAACACUCAUCUCAUUCAGCGAAACACAAUGGAACAAGUAUACUAGUACAUGGUUGUAAAAAAACUCAUCCUUCUUCUUCUUCAUCAGAUCUAGAAACGGUUGAAUCAUAUCCUUCAUUGUUUGAUGUAUUGCAUCAUUGUGACAUUUAUCGAGUUCUACUGGAUCCAAAUUUGCCAAGUUUAAGUGAUCAACUUGGUUUACGUUUAUGUUUAACUAAAUUCCCAUUAGAUGAUGUACAAAGAGCGGAUACUUUACAAAAACUACAAAAGAAUGAAAUAGUUGAUGUGAAAAGUUCAUAUGGAAUUAUUGAACCAAUGAAUCCUAUGCAUAGUCCAAAAGGUCCAAAACCUUACAUUGGAUUACGUAGUGAUGGGGCUUUUAAACCGAUCGAUGUAAAACGUUCCGAUAUGGCUUUUGAUGUUGUGACAAUUGAAAGUAUUGAAACAGAUUCACCGGCAAGUUUUGAAGGUAGUCUAGCACCAGGUCAUAUUAUUUUAGAAGUUGAUGGUAAAGAUUUACUUCGACCGAAACAAUUUAAAGAUUCACAUGGAAAUAAAGUGAAUAUUCUUGCUAUAGCACAAAAUCAAUUACGUGCAGCACGUCAAGCAGCUUUAAAUGGUGAAAUUCCACCGAUUCGUAUCACUGCAGCACGUUAUCAUGAUAAUUUUGGUUUAGCCAAUACAGUGAGUAAUUUAGAUCGUAGUCGUUUUAAAAAUGGUUUCAUCAAUAGAAAUGUAAACAUGUCGUCUACAAUUAAUGAUACAUUUGAUAAACAACAACCGACUACCGAUGUUAUUGUACAUGAAAAUAUUCAACAAUACACCACGGAUUUUGAUCAAACACAUGAAACUACUCAGUCAUUUAAAACAUCAGAUCCAAGUGAAAUUUAUAGUAAAUGUCCUUCGGAAUUUACAGAUUAUAGUGAAGAUAUAUUGGAAACAUUGAAAAAUAAAUUAAUUUGGUUUUCACGUAAUCAACAAGAAAAUACAAAUCAAUCUAAUAUUUGAUUCAAACAAAAUGUAUAGAUUAUCGAACAUUAUCAAUAAAUUAUUGAUUUCGCGUGAAUUUUUUAAAAAGAGACACAGUAUAGUUUACUUGUUGCAAAAAUCUCUGUCUAUCUCUCUCGCAUUGCAUGCUAAUUCAUUCAUAAUGUGGAAUUGUUCCAUCAGCAUAUAUUAUAAAUAUGUGUAUAAUAUUUGUGUGUAUUGAACAUUCAAUCAUACUGGUCUAAAGUUUAUUUCUUAAAAAACCUCG
Messenger RNA from Schistosoma turkestanicum, 4006 nucleotides. NCBI's taxonomy places the organism in Eukaryota, Metazoa, Platyhelminthes, Trematoda, Strigeidida, Schistosomatidae. The record is from the annotation of a GenBank genome assembly.